Scheffersomyces coipomensis is the source of this 1957-nucleotide messenger RNA. It is a transcript of the gene DLD2, whose product is annotated as D-lactate dehydrogenase. The record is from RefSeq and is a predicted model, not a curated record. Gene Ontology annotation, molecular function: D-lactate dehydrogenase (cytochrome) activity; D-lactate dehydrogenase (NAD+) activity; FAD binding. Gene Ontology annotation, cellular component: mitochondrion. Gene Ontology annotation, biological process: lactate catabolic process. The transcript is spliced from 2 exons. The coding region runs from base 1 to 1599 and encodes 532 amino acids. NCBI's taxonomy places the organism in Eukaryota, Fungi, Ascomycota, Pichiomycetes, Serinales, Debaryomycetaceae.
AUGUUUAAAUCAUUUAUUAGACUAAACAGUCGAGUAAACACUAGACUAUUUAGUUCCAAUUCCAAACCGAGUAUUCAAAAAUCAAAUUCUAUUCGUAAUGUUCUUCUUGGUAUUACUGGUGGUUCUAUUACGAGGUUACAAGAAUUAGAACUGCCGAAAUAUAGUUCUGAUGCUGAAAUAAUUAUUGCCAUUGAAGAAAUUAAACAAUUAAUACCGGAAGUUACUAUUACUAAUAAAGAUGUUGAAAUUUUACAUCAUACUAAAAAUGAUUUCACUCCUCAUUUACCAUUAGAUCAUGAAAAACCUCAAUUCAUCAUAUAUAGUUAUACUACUGAACAAGUGUCCCAGAUUUUGAAAAUCUUAAAUAAAUAUAAUGUCCCAGUAGUACCUUUCAGUGGAGGAACAUCAUUAGAAGGACAUUUUUUUUCAACUCGUCAAGGAGUUAUAUUAAACACAUCAAGAAUGAAUAAAAUCCUUGAUGUUCAUGAUGAAGAUUUGGAUUGUGUGGUUCAAGCCGGGGUCAAUUGGCAAGAAUUGAAUCAAUAUUUAGAACCUAAAGGAUUAAUGAUUGGAGCUGAUUGUGGUCAUGGUGGAUUAAUAUCAGGAAUGAUAAAUACUAAUGCUUCAGGAAUAAAUGCUUCAAGAUAUGGAGCUAUGAAUACUAAUGUGAUAUCCAUUACAGUGGUAUUAGCUGAUGGAACUAUUAUAAAGACAAAACAAAGACCAAGAAAAUCUAGUGCAGGAUAUAAUUUAACUCAAUUAUUUAUUGGUAGUGAAGGUACUUUAGGGAUAGUUACUGAAGCUACUAUUAAAUUACAUGUAUUACCAAAAUAUGAAACUGUUGUGAUAUGUCAAUUUCCUACUAUUUUAGAUAGUACUAACACUGUUGCUGAUAUUUUCAAACUAGGGAUUCAACCUAAUGCUAUUGAAUUUUUAGAUAGUGAUAUGAUGAAAUGUUUAAAAUAUAGUGGAUAUUGUGAUUCAAGUUGGGAUGAAAAACCAACUAUAUUUUUUAAAAUUGGAGGAUUAAAUAAAAUAGUGGUUGAUGAAUAUAUUAAACAAAUUAAACAAAUUUCAUAUCAUAAUAAUGUUGAAUUAUUUAAAUUUGCUAAAAAUAAAGAAGAAGGUGAAUCAUUAUUUUCAGCUCGUAAGAAUGCAUUUUAUGCCAUGAUUGAAUAUGGUAGAAGUGAAAUUGAUGAAGAUAUGAGAAUUUGGGUUACCGAUAUUGCGGUACCAUUAUCAAGAUUAUCACCUGUUUUAAAUGAAAUUCAUCAAUUAAUUAAAUCAAGUGGAUUUGAAUCAAUUAUAUUAGCUCAUGCUGGAGAUGGGAAUUUUCAUGCUGAUUUAUAUUAUAAACCAGAAGAUAAAAAGAAGUGUGAACAAGUGAUUAAACAAAUGGUUCAAAUUGGAUUAGAUAAUGAAGGUACAUGUACAGGAGAACAUGGAGUUGGGAAUGCUAAACGGAAUUAUCUUGCUAUUGAAUUAGGUGAAGAUACUAUAAGUUUAAUGAGGAAAUUAAAAUUAGCCUUAGAUCCUAAACGAAUUUUAAAUCCUGAUAAGAUUUUUAGAAUUGAUCCUGAAGAUAAAGGUGAAUAUUAGAUUAUAGUUGUUGAAUAUGGAAGUUUUAUUUUAUAGACGAAUAAUAAAAUUAAAGUUAAUAGAUUUUAAUAAUCAGACUGUGAAAAGUAAGUAGCAAAAGAAAAAAAUGGGGAGGAGGAAGAUUGAUAAGUUAAAGUUUUGCAACCCAACCCAAACAUAAUAAUAAUAUUCUAUUAUAUGAUAUCUUAUCGUAAAUAAGCUAUUGGUAUUAAUUACAGACAGUAAGUAUAUUACAAAUUUUUCAUUUCCCCACAAAAACUGAGAUAAGAGGGGAAAUAAAAACUCCUUUUUUUUUCACUGUCUGUCUGUCUGAUUUAAAAAAUUUAAAAUUUGAGUUUAAAAAAAAAUAUUUUUCUCG